This is a messenger RNA of Trematosphaeria pertusa, 243 nucleotides long. RefSeq lists its product as uncharacterized. The transcript has a single exon. The record is from RefSeq and is a predicted model, not a curated record. The annotation marks the transcript as partial. NCBI's taxonomy places the organism in Eukaryota, Fungi, Ascomycota, Dothideomycetes, Pleosporales, Trematosphaeriaceae.
GAUCAGCUACGCAUAAUUAAGGUUAAAGGCACCGCCAAGCUCUUUUCGCCUAAAGAGAACGUCGAGGUUACAAUAUUAGGACGAUUCGUUAAUUACCUAUUACCCGAAGUUCGCGCGGUUACGGUUAAUAACGAAGAGCUUAUUUCUAAAGUCUCUACAGAUCUAGAAGAGGAUAAUACUUUUUUUAUUAGGUAUCUUCCUUUCUCGACUACUAAAUUACUUUACGAUUGCCGUACAAUCUAG